UGCUAAAUCUCCUUGAUGCUGUGGCUACAAUCAGAAUUCGCCUUGAAGGAUUCGAAAAUGGAGCUAGCAGACUUUAUGAUCCUGUGUCUUCUGCUGCACGGGCCACAUCAUGCGAAGUCACAGGAGAACCCCACCAUUUCAAAGGAACCAGACCGUGGUCCCCUGGAUCCUAAUCUGAAGGAAGUCAAACCUUUGAACGCCUCUGUAGAUCUGGUGGCUGAUACUGUGGACCUUGAGACCCCAGGUGAGACAACAAACCUGCGCUGGAUCCCUGCAGACAGACGAGGCAACAAACAAACGAUCCCCCUCAAUGCAUUCAGCAUAUACAACAGCUACACAUCUCGAGAGGAAUAUGUCUGCAGACCCCGGGAUACCUGUGCUUUGGGCUUUAUGACUGAGGCGAGAGGCUUCUACUGCUAUUAUUCACUGCGUGGCCACCAGCUUCUGACUAACAAUUUCCAGUUUUUGCAAAACAGGAAGAACUAUGAGUUGCUUGAGUGGAGACCGGGCCAAAACGGAAGUGUGCCAAAAUACAGCAUUAAAAACUGCGAGCAUAACUUUGUAGGGAGGAACAAAUAUGGCCUGGGCAAUGUGCACUCCGUGAUGAAAGUUUUCUACCUCCCCUGGGAAGGCAAAGAAUACUGGUAUCAGGAAUACGAAGUGUUGACCGUUAAUCGCGACCCGUACCACCUGCAUGUCUCCCAAAUCUCCUAUGACACGAAGAAGGUUAAUGUAAGCACUUAUCCGUCUGAAGAGUUAAUGGAGUCCAUUUGCAUGACCAACAACAACAGCAAGGAAAUAGUCAAGGAGGUGUACAUGCAGACGACGCAUGAAAAAGAGAACUUUUGGGAACCUAGUCUCAGUAUGCCACACAUGCUGUCCACUAACUUCUCAGCCAAAAUUCCAGAAAUUGUCUUGGGAAGGGGAAACGGCUCCAGGGGGUCAGGCGCGAAGGUGUGGAGUGGGUACAAGUUCAGAGAAAACGUCACUCUCACUCUGCAUCACACAACUGUUAUCCAACCCGGUCUCUGCUGUAAGGUGAAGAUGCUGGGCAAGAAGACGGAGGUCACUAUGCCCUUCUGGGCGCAGGUCACCAAGAUCUACCUGAACGGGACGACACACAAAGCAGCAGUGGCGGGCAACUAUAGGAGCAAGGAAAUGGGAGGAAUCGGAGGAGAGUCUGGCGCCUGUGUGCCAGUCGAGACAAAGAAUGUCACCACAGAGCGCAGCCAGCCCAACAAACCUAUAAAACCAACAGGAGCUGUUAGCACAUUAUCCCCUGGGCUGGGUUCCUAUGCCAUCCUUGCACUUAGCUUGACAGCUUUUCGUGUGGCGGUAUACUAAUGGUUGGGUCUCAUAUUGGUAUGCAAAGUCUGUGCCAGUGAAAUUCUCUUGUAACUUUGUGGAGAGAUGGCACGCACCAUGAAUGAGCCUGCUAGAUAUCGUUGUGCUUCCACUGCCACAUUUUAACUCACGUCGAUUUUCAUACUAACCUGCACUACCUGUAGGGAUCUGGGUACACACACACACACACACACACACACACACACACACACACACACACACACACACACACACACACACACACAAUUACGCUGAAAUGGAAUAUAUAGAAUUUAAUGACUAAUGCUGAUAUGUCAUGCUUGCAGUGCAGUUGCAUAAGUAUACAUUUGGUAGCUGUAUGUCUGAUCAAGUUUCAGUCAGUUCAGUUCAGUCUGAGAUACUGCAGUGUCUACCUGCUGGGUGUGUACCUGCUAUUUUAUGUUUACAUUUCUGUAUUAUUCUGUUGUAUUACUUGUGCUCCUCAAUCUGUUACCUAGCCUCCUAGUUCACCUGUUCUCUCAUUUGUUCUUCUCUCCUUGAGUACCUUUCAUUCUACCUCUCUCCAAACUUUUGCUACCGCUCAUGCUGUCUUUCUGAUGUUUAAAGGGAGUUUCCCCAUUGUCAUCAGGUAGUUGCACUUGUCUGGGGAUUGGGCCUUGGUUUUGGUAAAGUGGGUUGAGAUUGCAGUGAUUAUUCACACAGUUGGUUUUAUUUAUAUAUAUACGUAUAUAUAAUUUGUCCGCAAUUUUUCUUAAAUGGUGUUUAUACUUAGUAGUGUAUCAUCUAUCUCAUGAUGCCAACACAGUCCUACAGUCUUAUAACCAACAUCUCAUGACACAGUGUAUCACUGAUACAGUGUAUUAUUGAUGCAUUAAAAAGCCACACGUUGUCACUUA
Molecule: messenger RNA, 2219 nt
Organism: Clupea harengus (Atlantic herring)
Lineage: Eukaryota; Metazoa; Chordata; Actinopteri; Clupeiformes; Clupeidae
Product: natterin-3-like
Source: RefSeq, a predicted model, not a curated record